AAUGAACGGUUGCUCACAAUCUCUCUUGCAGGUAAUGUUUACGUUUAUGCCGAAUCGGUGGGAAAAACAGAACUACUCUGUAAUCAGGAUGGAGAUUUCAUGAGGGGAUACCAGCAAUGUCUUCAGUGCCUAGUCGAGAAUAAUUUAGACGGAAAGGUCGACUCAGAGGUAGUGAUCGAGUUCAAAGAGUUCUUGGACUUCUGCAAGAUACCCCUUGGCUAUGUGUUCACUACUGGGGCUUUUGUUCUACCUGGUCCCAUGACAUCAACAAUGGUCUAUCUCGUGGUACCUUCAGGACAGCGAAUUUCUACACCCGCAUCUACGCCGGCGACGACAAGAAUUAGCACGAAUACAAGUCCGAGUAUACAAUCCUCGAGCGCCACCACGUCAUCUUUGAGCACGGGUGCGCCGACUGACACUGGUGCCAGCAUUAACAAAUCUACUCUCGCUGGGAUCAUAGCAGGCAGUCUGGGAGGAUUAAUUGUCAUUAUGAUUGCCGUUCUGAUCAUUUGGCGCCGAACUCGGGCUCAAAACAAUACAUCGACCGAUUGCGGCGACUCCGGCGAUAAACAUUUCGAAAAGGCUCAACUUCAUUCUGAUUGUGUUCCAAAACCAGUCUUCGAGGCAUCUGAUGGCAUGAUCCACGAGAUUGAAGGCUCGGCAUUGCCUCCAGAAAGUGUUGUCGAGAAGCCUGCGAACGAAGCUCCUGCGCAAGAGCUGCCACCCGAAGGUCUCUCCGAAAAGCCCGCGAAUGAGACUCCCGCCCGGGAUUUUAUAGGAUCAAGAGAGCAGUUUGCUGAAUUGGACAGCACAAAUCCCGAAAACGAAUCGUCUAAGGUAUUGGGUCGGCAAAGCCCUAUAAGCACGUUAAAGGCUGGAACACGAGCGUGA
Molecule: messenger RNA, 891 nt
Organism: Clonostachys solani
Lineage: Eukaryota; Fungi; Ascomycota; Sordariomycetes; Hypocreales; Bionectriaceae
Source: the annotation of a GenBank genome assembly